CAAACACACCAACCCCUCCCCCGUACGCCCACCACUCGUUCCAAGUUCCAACACAUCCCAAACUGCACACGGCUCUCCGCUGCCCACUGGCCCCGCGGCCCGCCCUCCAUGCCGUCGGCUUCCCUCCGCCUCGCCGUCGUCGGCGCGGGCGCGGCGGGCCUGGUGGCGGCCCGCGAGCUACGCCGCGAGGGGCAUGCGCCCGUCGUCUUCGAGCGCGCCGCCGCCGUCGGGGGAACCUGGCUCUACACGCCGCCCGCCACGUCCUCCGACCCGCUCGGCGCCGCGGCGACGCACUCCAGCCUCUACGCGUCGCUCCGCACCAACCUGCCACGCGAGACCAUGGGCUUCCUCGACUUCCCCUUCGCCGCUGGCGCCGCGGCCGCGGGCUCCCCCCGAGACCCCCGCAGGUUCCCGGGGCACGAGGAGGUGCUCCGCUACUUGGAGGCGUUCGCGCGGCGGUUCGAUCUGCUCCGGCUCGUCCGCUUCGAGACGGAGGUGCUCAGUGUGAGGCGGGAGGACGGCGGCGGCGGGAGGUGGGCGGUGACGUCGAGGAAGCUCGGGGAGAAAGGGAGCGGCCAGGAGGAGUUCUACGACGCCGUCGUGGUUUGCAAUGGUCACUACACGGAGCCACGCAUCGCCGUCAUUCCCGGGGUCGAUGCUUGGCCAGGAAAGCAAAUGCAUAGCCACAAUUACCGUGUGCCGGAGCCAUUCCUUGAUCAAGUAGUGAUCGUAAUUGGGGCCUCGGCAAGUGCAUUUGACAUUUCUCGAGACAUCGCAAGCAUGGCGGAAGAGGUCCAUAUUGCUGAUAGAUCAGCACCAGCUUCCACCUGUAAGAAGGAGCCUGGCUAUGAUAAUCUGUGGCUUCAUUCCAUGAUUGACCAUGCGCAGGAGGAUGGCACUGUGGUGUUCCAGGAUGGCAGCUCAAUCAAAGCUGAUGUCAUCAUGCACUGCACUGGGUAUAGCGAUUUGCACUACCUGUAUGACUUUCCAUUCCUUGGAGAUGACAGCACUAUCACUGUGGAUGACAACCGUGUCGAUCCACUAUACAAGCAUAUUUUCCCACCCGAAGUGGCACCUCAUCUGUCCUUCAUCGGAUUGCCUUGGAAGGUUAUUCCCUUUCCACUUUUUGAACUCCAAAGUAAGUGGGUUGCUAGAGUUCUAUCAGGACGGGUCAAACUUCCAUCUAAAGACAAGAUGAUGGAAGAUGUGAAAGCUUUCUAUUUGAAACUAGAAGCACUUGGAUGGCCUAAGAGAUACACACAUAACUUUUCAAACCAUCAGUUUGAGUAUGAUGAUUGGCUCGCUGAGCAAUGUGGCUAUCCACCAAUCGAAGAAUGGAGGAAACAGAUGUAUGCUGUUAAUGCAAUGAACAAGGCAGCUCGUCCUGAGAGCUACCGUGAUGAAUGGGAUGACGAGCAUCUGGUGGCCGAAGCAAAUGAAUACUUCAAGAAAUUCUUGUAAAAUCUUACUAUUCUCAUCCCAUGUUUUUUUGACAUGCCUGGGGCCGAUCUCAACUGCAAUAUGCAUAAUCAUUUAAUAAGUUAAGUGAUGUGGAUUGGCCACACUUCUGGGUUAGCAUUUCAUUGAUCAUUCGAUCGAUGUGUGUAUCAGAGAGCAAACAAUCUUGUAGUAAACUGUGGAUUGGUCAUCAA
Messenger RNA from Sorghum bicolor (sorghum), 1652 nucleotides. Its product is annotated as flavin-containing monooxygenase FMO GS-OX-like 2. Lineage: Eukaryota; Viridiplantae; Streptophyta; Magnoliopsida; Poales; Poaceae. Gene Ontology annotation, molecular function: flavin adenine dinucleotide binding; N,N-dimethylaniline monooxygenase activity; NADP binding. The record is from RefSeq and is a predicted model, not a curated record. The transcript is spliced from 7 exons. The coding region runs from base 109 to 1461 and encodes 450 amino acids.